AUGGGGAUCUCGAGAACUCUAAAAAACCAGCUUGUGGGUCCGGAAAUUAUAGAGGCACGCUCAGAUCCAAAUUCAACAGGACUGACAAGGAGAAGUUGCGAAAAUCAUGAGUUGGGCAAGAACUAUUCGGUGACAGAAAGAUCAGUAUGUGUUGAUGAGCCUUAUAUUGACCUUGAAUUGAAGCUCUCACCAGAAGAAGUUGCCUACAGAGAGACUUCACGGGCUUUCAAAGUGAAAAAGUUUUUUUGGGAUGGCACUGGGAGACACCCUAAAGAGCAAAAGUACCUAUGCAAAUUGGACUUCUUCUUAUUGAGUUCAUCUAUGUUGGGAUACUUCAUUAAGAACUUGAACCAAUCUAAUGUGACCACAGCUUAUGUCAACGGUAUGGAUGAGUAUUACCACAUGGAUCAUAAUCAGUACAACUAUCUCGUUACUUUGUGGACUAUAGGAUACAUCAUUGGACAAAUCCCGUCUAAUUUGGUAUUACAUCGCAUAUCUGCCAGAUAUUAUUUAGGCGGCCUCGAGAUUCUUUGGGCAUUAUUGACUCUUUUGAUGAUUACAUGCAAAAGCAUCAAGUCUCUUUACGCCAUACGAUUUUUCUUGGGAUUGUUAGAGUCGGGGUAUUUUCCAGGUUUGGAGUACUUGGUUGGAAGUAACUACGGUGCAUCAGAACUCUCAACAAGGUCAGCUUACUUUGCCGUUGCUGGAAAUGCUGCGGGGUUGAUCUCUGGACCCUUGCAAUUAGCUGUCUUGAAGAGAUUCAAAAACUCGUCUAUGCCUCCAUUUAAAUGGAUGUUUGUGUUUGAUGCAGUCAUUUCAUUUCCUGUUGGUAUCUACACUAUGAUAGUCGAUCCCAAUACUCCCAGUACGACAGAUGCAUUUUACUUUAGUAAAGAGGAUCGUUUAGUUGGUCUCGAAAGAAGAAGAAGAAUAGGAGCCCAAUUGAAUACCAGAGAGAAAUAUCUGUGGAAAAAAAUUAAAGGCUUUUUCACCACUUGGCAUAUCUAUGUGUUUCCAUUUCUAUUUUUGGCCUACAACAACUCGUGUGCUGCCAACUCUCAACCCACAUUUCAGACGUGGAUGAAGCUUGAGCUCAAGUUAUCUCCUGACAAAUACAACACAUUCCCCUCGAUUUUAACGGCCUGUGGAAUAGGAACAACAUUGAUAUUAGCAUAUUCUCAUAACUUCAUUGGCGGGAGAAAGAACCACUUUUACGUUUUUAGUUACUUCGUGUGCGUCAUGAUUGGAUGUGCACUUCUUUCUUAUUGGCAUAUUCCAAGAGGGCUUCAUUGGUUCUGUUACUUUCUCACUGGAAUCCCGACAUCCUACGGCCAACCUUUUAUAUUCUCAUGGGUUAAUCGCCUUUUAUUUGAAGAUGACAUGAAGAGAAAUUUUGUGGUUGUUUGUACUAAUACGUUGGCAUAUGUAACGGGAGCGUGGGUUCCCAUUUUUGUUUGGAACACAGCAGACAAGCCAAGGUACCACAUUGGAUUCACAUAUACAUCUUGUCUAGCUUCUUUUGGAAUUAUUAUGACUGGUAUGGCUUGGUAUUUAACGUGCAGAGACCAGCGACGCCAGAAGGAUAGGGCCGAGUACGCGGGAACAGACCAAAGUGACGAGAGUCUAGUGGUUUCAGAGACUUACCACGCAGAGUCUUUACAGAAGGGCCUCGUUCCUUGA
Molecule: messenger RNA, 1680 nt
Organism: Candidozyma auris
Lineage: Eukaryota; Fungi; Ascomycota; Pichiomycetes; Serinales; Metschnikowiaceae
Exons: 1
Coding region: 1-1680 (559 amino acids)
Biological process (GO): transmembrane transport
Cellular component (GO): membrane
Molecular function (GO): transmembrane transporter activity
Source: RefSeq, a predicted model, not a curated record